Messenger RNA from Penicillium longicatenatum, 240 nucleotides. RefSeq lists its product as uncharacterized. The record is from RefSeq and is a predicted model, not a curated record. NCBI's taxonomy places the organism in Eukaryota, Fungi, Ascomycota, Eurotiomycetes, Eurotiales, Aspergillaceae. The transcript has 2 exons. Bases 1 to 240 code for a protein of 79 amino acids.
AUGGGUUUGGCUGUCAUGUCGCGCGGCUCUAGGCCAUAUGUAGUUGUCUCCCCCACCGCCUUCCGCCUUCACCCGCCCCCAUCCGUCAUCCCCAGCGACCAGCCAUAUCCCCGUCUUCGGCGGCGAUCGAAUGCCACUUACCUUCAAUCUCAAUCCCGCAUCAUUGAUCUUAGCCACCCAGACCAUUUCAACCCCACCGUAACCAUUUCCUCUGGUUAUGCGCUUGAUGCGCUCUAUUGA